Pseudozyma hubeiensis SY62 is the source of this 999-nucleotide messenger RNA. RefSeq names its product fumarylacetoacetate hydrolase. The coding region runs from base 1 to 999 and encodes 332 amino acids. The transcript is spliced from 3 exons. The record is from RefSeq and is a predicted model, not a curated record. NCBI's taxonomy places the organism in Eukaryota, Fungi, Basidiomycota, Ustilaginomycetes, Ustilaginales, Ustilaginaceae. Gene Ontology annotation, molecular function: acetylpyruvate hydrolase activity.
AUGCUACUCGCACGACGAGGCAUCACCGUACCUUCUUUCCGCGCACGCAUCUUCACAGCACCCUUCGCUGCUCCCUCCAACCAUCAUCCCCGCCUGCUCACCAUGUCGUCCACCGCCGCCCCUUUCACCCGCCUGGUCCGCUUCCACCCAUCCUCUGACCCUUCUGCCAUCAAGAUCGGCACCCCCGUCGACCCCAACAUUGACAUUGGCCUGGACACCUUCCCCUUUUCCUCCUCCACUCCACCUCUCGUCGACGUCUACUCCGGCACCUCCAUCCUCUCACCUGGUACAUCCACCGGGGAACGCCUUCAACUUGGCACCAUCCUCUCCCCGCUCUGCCCCUCCGAAGUCGGUACCAUUCGCUGCAUCGGUCUCAACUACACCGAACAUGCCCACGAAGCAAAUCUACCCAUCCCUACCGUACCAACCCUGUUCAUGAAACCUUCCACAUCCCUCGCUGGUCCUUAUCCACAACCAACCGUCAUUCCCAAGAGCUUCGUCGCUGACGACGCUGCUGACUACGAAGCCGAACUCGCCGUCGUCAUCGGAAAACCUUGCAAGGAUGUAGACGAACAGCAUGCGAUGGAUUACGUUCUUGGCAUUACAGCCGCGAACGACGUCUCUUCCCGCAAAGCCCAAUUCGCCCAGUCCCAAUGGUCCUACUCCAAAGGCUUCGACUCCGCCUGUCCCAUAGGUCCAACCAUCGUCCACAUCUCCACCAUCCCAAACCUGCGCGACGUUCAGAUCGAGGCAAAGCUAAACGAUCAAGUGGUUCAAAAUUCCUCCCUCAACGAUCUCAUCUUUAGCAUCCCCAAAAUCAUCUCCUUCCUCAGUCAAGGUACUACCUUGACCCCUGGAACAAUCAUCUUGACCGGUACUCCAGCAGGUAUCGGUUGGACAGCAAACCCAAGACGCACACUUCAACAUGGCGACACCUUCUCCGUCACCAUCUCACACGGUGUGGGUACGCUCAUCAACCAGAUUCAGUACGAGAGCUAG